Messenger RNA from Dendroctonus ponderosae (mountain pine beetle), 1717 nucleotides. RefSeq names its product facilitated trehalose transporter Tret1. Gene Ontology annotation, biological process: transmembrane transport. Gene Ontology annotation, cellular component: membrane. The record is from RefSeq and is a predicted model, not a curated record. Gene Ontology annotation, molecular function: transmembrane transporter activity. The transcript is spliced from 5 exons. Bases 246 to 1670 code for a protein of 474 amino acids. Lineage: Eukaryota; Metazoa; Arthropoda; Insecta; Coleoptera; Curculionidae.
ACAAUCGGACAUUAUUUUAAACAACAGUCGAACACUCGGCCAGUUUAUGUUGGAGUGGCCAACCGCGAUAAUUGGGUCUGGAUCGCCGCUGUUGCCAACAGGCCAAACCGGUCCCGAUUGCUGCGAAAUUCCCCAUCCUCAGGUGCCGGAUGACCGAUGCGAUAUUGUUCCUCCAGCUCAUUAGCCGUGAAGACGCGAUGCAUUUCGUGCGCCUGCUGCUGUGAUUAGUGGUUUUGCGGCUCAAAAUGACUGGAAAAACCGUGCUCAAGCAGAUCAGUCUGGCAUUCCUGUCGAACUUCUCCAACAUCGCACCGGGCAUGGCCAUUGGGUUUUCCGCUGUUGCCAUCCCGGCCCUUCGUCAGCUCACCACCGCCCAGAUCUCCUGGUUCGCUAGCAUAGCUUCGCUGGCCACGCCCCUCGGCUGUCUCUGCUCCGGACCAAUAGCUGAUCGAUUUGGGCGCCGGAAUGCCAUCCGGGCGGUCAACGUCUGCGCGCUGAUUGGCUGGCUGAUCAUCGGCGCCGCCUUCUAUUCGCCUGCGCAGCAAUACGGGCUCCUAUUGGCCGGCCGAUUCGUCACUGGAGUGGCCGCAGGGCUGUGCGGCAGCCCCGCCUCAGUUUACAUGGCGGAGGUGGCCAGCGUGGAGCUGCGCAGCGUCUUCACCACGUGGGUGUCGCUCUUCUACGCCAUCGGCAUCUUCAUCGUGUACCUGCUGGGGCUCAUCUUCAAGGACGACUGGGGCUCGAUAGCGCUGAUCGCGGCCGUCUUCCCGCUGAUCGGCCUCCUCUUCCUGCAGCUGUUCAUCCCGGAGUCGCCCCCCUGGCUGGUGACGAAGCAGCGCUUCGAAGAAGCCCGGACGAGCAUGUGCCGACUGCACGGCACGCGCACCUACACUGAGGACGUGCAGCUCGAGAUGGAAACGUUGCUGAACAACCGGCGCGUGAAGAAGGAGAAGACGCAGCAGAAAACGCUGCCGCAGCAGUUCGUCAAGAAGCUGAAGAUGCUGACGCGCCCGAACUUCCUGCGGCCCUACCGGCUGGUGCUCGCCUACUUCUUCUUCCAGCAGUUCACCGGCAUUUUCGCCAUCAUGUACUACGCCAUCGACAUAGUGAAGGGCGCCCAAGUGGCGCUGGACCCCCACGUUGCCAUCGUUGCCAUUGCGCUGGUGCGCCUGGCCGGCAUGGUGCUGAUCAGCUUUCUGAGCACGCGCCUCGGCCGGCGCACCCUCGGCCUCGCCUCGGGCGUCGGCAUCGCUCUGAGCAUGCUCGCCCUGGGCAGCUACAUCGUGCUUCUGAAGCGCGGGCUCAUGGCGCAGCCGCUGCCGCUCGUGCCGCUCGCGCUGCUGGUCUUCUACUUCUUCAUCACCACCAUCGGGUUCUACCCGCUGCCCUUCGCCCUCGCCUCGGAGGUCUACCCGAAGAACAUCCGCGGAACGGCGGCCGGCAUCAGCACAGCGUCCACCUUCGUGUUCAAUUUCGUGGUGGUCAAGCUCUACCCCACCAUGGUGGCCGCCCUGGGCGACUUUGGGGUGUUCUACUUCUAUGGGGGCAUGGGCGUGGUCGGCACGCUGUUCGUGCUGGUGUGCAUGCCGGAGACCAAGGGGCGGACGCUGGAGGAGAUCCAGGCCUACUUUGUGCCUCCGGGGGCCGAGCCCCCGGAGGCGAAGGCGUGAGGCGAAGGCUGUGAUUUUCUGGGAGAAAUAGAGGUUUUUUUGUGGUU